AUGUUGUACUUGGUUGGCCUCGGAUUGGCCGAUGAGACCGACAUCACAGUCAAAGGUCUGGAAGUAGUGAAGCGCGCAGAACGUGUCUAUCUCGAAGCCUACACGAGCAUCCUCCAUGUGGGCAAAGAGAAAUUGGAGUCUUUCUAUGGCAGACCCGUUAUUGUUGCGGACCGUGAAAUGGUCGAAUCGUCCAGCGACGAGAUCCUGGACGGCGCAGACAAAUCUGACGUAGCAUUUCUUGUCGUCGGCGACCCAUUUGGUGCGACUACCCAUACUGAUAUCGUCCUCCGAGCCAAAGAGCUUUCGAUUCCUACAAAGUCGAUUCCGAAUGCCUCGAUCAUGAAUGCGGUUGGCGCCACAGGGCUGCAGCUAUAUAAUUUCGGCCAGACAGUUUCUAUGGUGUUUUUCACGGACAACUGGAGACCUGCGAGUUUCUAUGACCGCCUGCGGGAGAAUGCCUCAAUCGGGCUGCAUACGCUACUCCUACUGGACAUCAAGGUCAAAGAACAGUCGUUGGAAAACAUGGCAAGAGGAAGAAAAGUAUAUGAGCCACCACGAUAUAUGACUGUGUCACAGUGCGCGCAGCAGAUGCUGGAUAUCGAAGCUGAGAAGGGUGAGAAGGUGUAUGAUGAAGAUAGCCUGGCCAUUGGCUGUGCUCGGGUGGGCGCCGAUGAUCAGAAGUUCGCCUGUGGCACAUUGAAAGAAUUGUCCGAUGUUGAACUUGGCCCUCCUCUGCAUAGUCUUGUCCUCCUGGGCAAGAGAGCUCAUGAACUCGAGAGAGACUAUAUCCGAUCGUUCGCCAUCAACGAGCAGACGUUUGAUGCGAGCUGGAAGAAAUAUCACGAAAGGCAAUGA
Molecule: messenger RNA, 855 nt
Organism: Exophiala spinifera
Lineage: Eukaryota; Fungi; Ascomycota; Eurotiomycetes; Chaetothyriales; Herpotrichiellaceae
Product: diphthine synthase
Exons: 2
Coding region: 1-855 (284 amino acids)
Biological process (GO): protein histidyl modification to diphthamide
Molecular function (GO): diphthine synthase activity
Source: RefSeq, a predicted model, not a curated record